AUGAUGGUUACUUUGCUCUCAACUCGCCAAGAGAUUGCAAACUAUCACCAAGCAAUUUCCAGUCAGAUCUCUCAGUUACUGGCCAGCGCAGGAUCCGGGAAGUCCUUAGGUAACAAUACAUGGACUGCGUGCUAUGAGCUCAGGCAAAGUACACGUUUGAUAGCCACUCAGUGCAUUAUUGCUGGUGAUGUACAAGCGUACACAGCCACUGCAGACAAGGAGGGAACUCAAGAACAGCUCCCCCGCUCCUUAUACGCAAAAACAUUGGAUGCGCUCCUCAAGAACCCUUCCGAAUGGAGAAAGAGAAUGCUUCCAGCACGGUAUGGAAAGGAUCCAGACCCUGUUGACGCAAAAGAGUUCCACAAGUGGCUCAACAUCAUUUUGAAAGAAAUACGUAAGGAUUUGAAUAAAAUCCUCCUUAACGGUAUCAACCUUCCAAACCGGGUUGGUAACAAAAGGCCAUCAAAAUUAAUUGUACCAGACAUCGAUGGUAUCAUUGUUAAGGCAAAACAUGAUUAUAUUGGAGGCCAGGUUCGUGUCCGUGAGCAGAUUCUUGAGGCUGUGGAUCAUCUUCGACGAGGUCGAUACGCUUGGCUGAGAAUGCAAGCCGUUCAUGUGGGUCUCAACUCUGCUGAUUACAGCAAUAGAUCUAUCUGGGCUGUUGUGGAUGAUACAUUGGAACAAUUGCGCAAGAAGACACAACGCUAUCGUUACGCCGACUUCGACCCAUUCAAUGGGGAGAAAACAUUUGCGGAGAUUGAAAAAACUACUGAUUUUUCGUUGCCUACUGAAGAAGAAGUUGAUGCCAAAGUUGAAGAGCUGAACCAGACUUUUGGACCAAGAUUGUGUGUAGAUGAAGGCGCUCAUGAGGAGCCUGAAGAUGAUGAGGAUCACGCUGAUGAGGAAGAUGAGGCUGAUGAAGAGGAUGUGUAA
This is a messenger RNA of Melampsora larici-populina 98AG31, 933 nucleotides long. RefSeq lists its product as uncharacterized. Lineage: Eukaryota; Fungi; Basidiomycota; Pucciniomycetes; Pucciniales; Melampsoraceae. The transcript is spliced from 7 exons. The record is from RefSeq and is a predicted model, not a curated record. Bases 1 to 933 code for a protein of 310 amino acids.